Molecule: messenger RNA, 7399 nt
Organism: Athene cunicularia (burrowing owl)
Lineage: Eukaryota; Metazoa; Chordata; Aves; Strigiformes; Strigidae
Product: acetyl-coenzyme A synthetase 2-like, mitochondrial
Exons: 16
Coding region: 4997-7048 (683 amino acids)
Cellular component (GO): mitochondrion
Molecular function (GO): acetyl-CoA synthetase activity; AMP binding
Source: RefSeq, a predicted model, not a curated record
GAAGUGUUGUUAGCUUUUAUCAAAAAUUGUGUUUUGUGUACCGGGGAGGCUUGGAGGGUGGGAGUUUCAAUCCUCAGGGGAGUGGAAGUGGUCCGAGACCUCUCAUCCAUCCCCUGGAGAAGGGUUUUCAUCUGUCUCGGCUUUCCAGCUGCUGAUUUUUCAAUCUGGUAGUCCCGAGCUGAGAACUGGCUGCGCAGAGGCGGGUUGGGCUGCUGCCCGCCCAGGGCGGUCCAGGAGGAUUUCCAGAGGGUAAUGGGGUAAUGCAAACUGGCAGGGAGCAGCUAAUGGGAUAUGAGUGGAAGCAACCAGGGUAAAAAGGGAGAGGAAGGGAGCUGGCACUGGCUCUCGUGGGGAAGGACUGGUGAAAAGCAGUGGGGAGCAGGGUGCAUAAAACCUUUGGAGGAUUCAGCCGAGGUCCGGGGCUCUAGGGGAGGAUUAUUUGCUUGUGGAGAUUGAAGAGGCUGAGGACCAGCAGCUGGGGAAGGGCUCAGCACCUCUCCAGGUGGGGUGCUGAGGGGAUGCUGCUUUAUCUCAGCAUGACUAUCAAAGGGUUAAGAAACCUCUGGAUACAAGAAGAGGAGGGGGGUGAUUUUAAGCCAGGCCAGGGGUGGGUGUGCUUUUAUAGGGGUGUGAGGGAUAGGGACACCUCCAGGAUGCUCACAAGAGGCAGCAGAGUCUGAGAUGAAAGAGCAGCUGCCAUGGCUGCUGGUUGCGGGUGCUUGCUGCUGGGGAGGGACCGUCUCCAGAGGCAAGUCCCUGAAAGGGAAGGUGAUUUGUAACUGUUUAAAGCUCUGUCUUCUGGCAUUUUCUGGUUCUCCUUUCACCCUGGCACCUGACCUUUUGUGCACAGAAACACAGAAGAUGGGAGAAAAGCUAUGUGUUAGCAGGUUACCCAGUUUUCUGUAGCUUCUGUCUAUUUCUGACUCUUUGUCAUAUUUGCUGUUUCUUCUUAUGUUUUUUGAUCAAAGAGUUUUACUCCCCUCAGGACAAUCUUCACAUCCUACCAACUGGAGGAGCUGGAAAAGGCCUUCAACGAGGCCCACUAUCCUGACGUAUAUGCUAGAGAGAUGUUGGCCAUGAAAACAGAGUUGCCAGAAGACAGGAUACAGGUUUGGUUCCAGAACCGCCGGGCCAAAUGGCGGAAGAGGGAGAAGUGCUGGGGCAGGAGCAGUGUGAUGGCUGAGUACGGGCUGUAUGGUGCCAUGGUGCGUCACUCCAUCCCGCUGCCCGAGUCCAUCCUCAAGUCUGCCAAGGAUGGCAUCAUGGAGUCCUGUGCCCCUUGGCUCCUGGGGAUGCACAAAAAGUCUCUGGAGGCAGCGGCUGAGGCGGGGAGGAAGACGGAGGUGGAGCGCCAGGCUCUGCCCAAGCUUGACAAGGGUGACAAGGAAGAGAGGGGCCCGGAUCCCAAAACCACCAUUUCCCAGGAAGAACUGAGAGAAAACAGCAUUGCUGCCCUCAGGGCCAAAGCUCAGGAGCACAGCACCAAAGUCCUGGGGACCAUCGCCGGGGACACCCCAGCCCCGGGCAGGAAGCCGGAGAUAGGGGAGGAGGCUGCAGCGAAGGAGGAUGAGAGACAGACGGAGAAGCUGAACUCGUCGCAGAAGGAGGAGAAGCUGAUCUAGGGGGGGAAGAGGAGACGGGAGCCAGCUCCGACAGACACUGUAUCCUCCGGGGGCUGCGUUCCCCCUCAGACUGCCAGGCCCCGCCGUCUGCCCCUGCCUGGGGAGUGGGGCUCCGGUCUCUGUGUUUGGGGCUGUCUCGCAGGGGUGCCCCCCACCUGCUCCCCUUGAGCAUACCCCUGCCCCUCGCUCCUCUGUGCUGCUGGGCCUUCUUCACCCCCUCAUCCCCUCACCCUCCCUUCCUUUUGGGACACCAGGAAGAGUCCCAUCAUCAUCGCCACCCGACACUGAAGCUCUGGGUCCCUCCAGCCUUGUGACCAUCCCUGGGGCUUUCUCCUCCUGCUCCAGCCCCAGACCCCAUCCACCAUCUUGGAGUGAGCCUGUCCCCUGCUGCCAUGCCCCUCCUCGGUGCACAUCUCUCUCCAGUACUGCCUGGGCCCCUUCCCCUGGCUCCCCAUCCCACCAUGCCCCAGGCAGACCCACUGCCUUCCCCUGGUCAUCACCUCCGCCUCUGGCCCAGGCUGCAGUGGGACAAGCCCAUGGCAGUGUUAGCAUGAAAUGGUGACUCUCCAUCCAGGGUGGUUUGCACCUUCCACUCAUCUCUCCCCACUUGGUGCUGGGGUCUGCUGGGAAGGGGCUGCAGCUUCAGAGUGGUUGAGUUUUGCCUCCAUUUGUCAGGCAGAGGCAGGUUUAGCCCACACCCUGGUCCCACUUGGCACCCCAGCCCAUGUUGCUGGCUCCCGCAGAGCUGGCCACCACAGCCAGGUCUGACUGCCCCAAACACCAAAGCCCUGCACCCCUGCAGAGGAGCCAAACUGAAUAUGUUUGAAUAUUUCAGGCGAGACAACAACAUCUGCCCAAUAUAUUUAUUGAACUAAAUUUGUCCAGCUCGCCCUCUGAGUGUUAAAGGGAAUGACAGCCAUGCACAUCCACCCCCGAUACACCCUGUAACAUGUACAUAUGUCUCCCAGCCAGUCCCACACAAGCACUUGCAGACCCACGCAGCCAAACCUGCUCCGUGGUACCAUCACCUUCCCAUCCUGGUAAGGCACUAUUCCUCCCCACCCCCAAAAGCUGUAGGACAGUGACUUCCAGGCAACCCUUUCUGUCCUGCUUUCAGCUGUGAGCACCCUUCCCCUGGAGCUACUGUUUUUCUUCCAUCAAAGGUUAAGCCCCUCCAUUCAGUCCCUGUUUGUCUUUGUCCCCCGGUUGUUUGACGUGUUAGAUGAUAGCCCAUGGUGUGUAAAUAAUGUAUAUACAGUGAGAAAAGAAUUCAGUAUUGAGGUGUUUGAGAUAUGGAGCUGUAACAACUUCUAGUCAUCCAGCAUCUGUGAUUUAUGUGCCAUUUUCUGUAAAGAUAUGAACAAGAAUAAAACUAAACAGGAAUACUGUGUAUGAGUCCGGUCACCGAUGUUCAAGGAUUCAGUCAAAGCAGAGAGGGGGUUGGAUGUCAGGCUGUAGUCAGAGGUGGGAGCUCCAAAGCAGCACAGAGGUCUGCACCUUCCUCCCUACCCAGGCAUGGAGAAGAUGGGGCCUGGGUGCUGCUCUCCCUUUGUGGUGAAAGACAAAGCUGAAAGGGGUGUCCUUGUACCUGGGGCAGAAGUUAGGCAUCAUGGCAUACAACUGGUCAGAGAGCAAGUCGCUUUAGCAUGCAGCACUGCCCUGGUGCUUUGGGUCACCCCAUAUCACACCCGCCCUGGUGUGCAGGAGCAGGCUGCAGGGCCAGGCCAGCCAGAGGAGCAGAGGUGGCAGCCAGACACUGCAAGCACGAGUUUGCUUGUUGAGAGAGAAGGGCACUGACAGGGAUUUCCCCCAAAGCAAGCUCUGGUUUGAGAGCAGCGGGAGCCCAUACUGAAUUAUCAGAGAAGGAGCUGAGAUUUGUCCACCUUGCUAAGGGACUCUGAGGAUGGUCUGAUGGAAAAACCUGAUUGUCUUACAGGGGAAAAAGGCUGAGGCAGAGCAGACAUGCAUAGGAAAUGAGAGACUUUGCUUGUGGAACAGGUCUGCUUGGCGUUGAUUCUGUGGAGGGGCUGUAAGCCCACAGGACUGCAUUUCCCUGGGUGGAUGGAGCCCUUGUAGGUCCUCACCUAGCUCUGGGGGCAGCUCUGCUACAAAUCAGGUGUGUGGUUUGGGAUGAAUGCACCUGAUGUCAAAUAGUGCUUGUCUCCUGUACUGGUGUCCAGCCUGUUCACCAAACAUACCAGCCCUGCAGACUAUGAGUGGUGUCACACUAUGAAGAAUGAAGAGGAGAGCUACUAACUCUCUCUUCUCUGCUGUUGAUUUCAUCGGUGUGCCUCGCUGGGAAGAACAGCCCUGCUUGCAGGGAGAGCCUUUUUCUGCUCUCUCUUGUGGCCCCUAGGAAGGGAAGGGAGCCUGGUCCAUGAAAUUAAGGAAACCUCCAAGCUCUGCCUUAAAAAGCACUACCUAUAUAGGGCUUGAAGAAAAGGAAGGCAGGGAAGCAUCUUAACUCUGCUACAGUGGGUGGUGGGAGGUCUCAGUGUGAGGAGAUGGACUGCAGUGUUUCACAUUAAACUACCACCCCCUGCUCCACCAUGGCCACCCCGUGGUACAGACCCGUCUGGAGUGUUUGUGAGGAGGCAGAGAGCCCAGCCCAGUUUGCUGGAGGGGAUAGCUCUGAUGGCCCCCUAGCAGUGAGGUGGGAUGGGAUGCGAUAUCCCCCUCCUGCAGCAGACAGCUGCAGAAGAAAAACCUUCCCUGACUUACCAGAGACAGCACAGCCUAGUGCUCUGCAGGGAACAGGCUUUAAUUCUGGGAAAGGGAUGGUCCUGUCACCCAAGGCAACCCUAACUUUUCCAGAUGAGCUGCCCCAGGCUGCCCUCAUGGCCAGUGGAGGACCAAGGCAGGGGCUGCAGUGGAGGGGUAGGGGGUUGUGGGGUGCAAAAGGGAUGGGGAUGAGUAGACGGAGGUGGGAGGGAGGUGACUAGGGGGAAAGCAGAGGUGCCUGGGGAUGCAGCACAGCCCUGGGAGAGUGGGAGUGGGAGUGGGCUGGUAGAAUCUGGCCCGGGCAUCUCAGCUCCUGUGGGGAGCACAGGCACCCGCUGUAUCUGGCUCCCAUUCAAGAGCAGCUGUCAGGACUCAGAUUAGCAUGAAGGUUAUUUUCAGUCAAAUAUUUCUACAAGCCACCCCUUUCCCCUCCCUUAAAGGGAUUGAAUUUCUUUUUCACUGUAGUGCUCUAGAAGAGAGGAGGAGAGGAACGAGGCAGGAAGAAGGGCAUCUGGGUUCCCUGUGCGGGAGAGCUGGUUUGUGUCUAGUCAGCCCCAGCUCCUACAGGGGCCCAUCUUGGCCAGGCUGGGUGUCCUGAGAGGCUGUGAGGACUUCAGGCACCCAUCUUCUCAGUGAGAGGAAGGCGCUCUGCAAUGAUGGCUAGACUGCUGGCCAGGGCUUGCUGCCCCAAAGCUCUUCCUCAGGCUUUCAGAUGCCCCCUCGGGUCAGUGGCUGCCCGAGCCUGGAGCCACGGGCCCAUCACUGCCUACAUGCCUGAAGCCGUCGCCUUCCCCAGACCCAAGGACCACCAAGGCUUGUACAAGGUGUCCGUGGAGCAGGAGGAUACCUUCUGGGGAGUGCUAGGGAGAAGCCGGCUUACCUGGAUCACCCCCUUCUACUCUGUCCAGGACUGCAACCUGCACCAGGGCAGGGUCUCCUGGUUCCUGGGUGGGCAGCUGAACGUGGCAGUGAAUUGUCUGGACCGACAUGUUCACAUAGCCCCAGACAAAGUGGCCUUAAUCUGGGAGAAGGAUGAACCCGGAGAGGAGGUGCGUGUCACGUACAGGGAACUGCUGGAGCUGACAUGCCGCCUGGGAAACACCUUGAAACGGCAAGGGGUGAAACGGGGUGACAGGGUGACAAUCUACAUGCCCCCAUGCCCACUGGCAGUGGCUAGCAUGCUGGCCUGUGCCCGCAUUGGGGCUGUGCACGCUGUGGUGUUCGCCGGGUUCAGUGCAGAGUCCCUAGCAGACAGGAUCCGGGAUGCCCAGUCAGAGACAGUGAUCACAGUGAAUCAGGGGCUGAGAGGCGGCAAGGUUAUUGAGCUAAAGAAGACAGUGGACCAGGCUGUGAAGCAGUGCCCAGGAGUGAAACGGGUUCUGGUUUCCAUGAGGACUGACAGCAAGUUUCCCAUCACAGCCCAGGACGUGCCACUGGAGGAGGAGAUGAUGAAGGAGGAUGCAUGCUGUGAGCCUGCUGCCAUGGACAGUGAAGAUAUGUUGUUCCUUCUCUACACAUCAGGCAGCACCGGCAAACCCAAGGGUCUGGUUCAUUCCCAAGCUGGUUACUUGCUGUUUGCUGCUCUCACACACAAGUAUGUGUUUGACUACCAGGACAGGGACAUCUUUGGCUGUGUGGCAGACAUCGGCUGGAUCACAGGGCACACCUAUGUGGUCUAUGGCCCACUCUGCAAUGGUGGCACCACAGUCCUUUUUGAGAGCACUCCCAUCCAUCCUAACCCAGGCCGUUACUGGGAAACGGUGGAGAGGUUAAAAAUUAACCAGUUCUAUGGGGCACCCACUGCCAUCCGCCUGCUCCUGAGAUACGGUGAUGAAUGGGUGAAGAAGUAUGACCGCUCUUCUCUCAAAGUGCUUGGCUCAGUGGGAGAGCCCAUUAACAAGGAGGCAUGGGAAUGGUACUUCCGCGUGGUCGGCGAGACACGGUGCCCAGUAGUGGAUACGUGGUGGCAAACUGAAACAGGAGGCAUCUGUAUAUCUCCCCGUCCUUCUAAUCCUGGUGCCGAAAUCCUUCCAGGCAUGGCUAUGAGACCCUUUUUUGGGAUCAGACCCUCCCUCCUGGACGACAAGGGAAAUGUCCUUCUGGAAAACAACAUCUCUGGAGCCCUUUGCAUCUCACAAGCCUGGCCAGGUAUGGCACGAACCAUUUACAAUGACCACAAGAGAUUUCUGGAGACCUAUCUGACUCCUUAUCCAGGGUUUUUCUUCACUGGGGAUGGUGCGUAUCGUACCAGUGAGGGCUACUACCAGCUGACAGGACGGCUGGAUGACAUCAUUAACAUCAGCGGACACCGGCUGGGCACUGCAGAAGUGGAGGAUGUUGUGAAUCACCACAUGGCAGUGGCGGAGUCUGCUGUCAUCGGCUACCCACAUGAGAUCAAGGGAGAAGGAGCCUAUGUGUUUGUUGUGCUGAAGAAGGACAGUGGCUACACACAGGAGACUCUUGCUGCUGAGCUACGGGAACUCAUCUCAAAGAAGAUCGCCAAGUACGCAGCUCCGGAGUACGUUCAGGUCACACACCGGCUGCCCAAGACACGCUCAGGGAAGAUUAUGCGUCGGGUGCUAAGGAAAAUCGUGGAGGACAAGGCCAGUGAGCUCGGAGACCUAACCACCCUGGAUGACCAUGAAGCUGUGCAGCAGAUCAUAGAAGGACACAAGCGCCUGGUGGAAGGGCAGAAGAGCUACUAGUUUGGCUCUGCCAGCAACCACCUCCUGCUCCUCCACUGCAGAACAGGGCCAUGCCCAGAAAUGUCACUAAGCAACUGGCAGCCAGUAAGUGCUCAGAGCCCAUACCUCCACUGCAGCCUGAGUGACCUCUCUGCAACACAGAGACCCUCAAAACCUGUCUUCACACACCUAUGGGAGGCAGAGGAGAGAAAAUGAUUCAUCAUAGGCAGAAGAGUAAGGGGAGGCAAGCUGUUUCCUCCCCUAAAAGCAGUUGGCCCUCUUGGGGCUCCUCAUGCCUUGCAGAAGCUGCGAAGGUGGCAGCAGGGCAGGAUGCCCAGCCCUGGAUAGGUGUAUCACUCCUAUCCCUGCUCU